Molecule: messenger RNA, 3102 nt
Organism: Stereum hirsutum FP-91666 SS1
Lineage: Eukaryota; Fungi; Basidiomycota; Agaricomycetes; Russulales; Stereaceae
Exons: 13
Coding region: 1-3102 (1033 amino acids)
Biological process (GO): protein phosphorylation
Molecular function (GO): protein binding; ATP binding; protein kinase activity
Source: RefSeq, a predicted model, not a curated record
AUGGCUGAAGUUAUCGCAGUCGUUAUUGGCGCUUAUCCUGCAUUCAGCUUCGCAUGGAGUGCUUUGGAAAGGGCGAUGGGCAUAUGCGACUCCAUCGAAAGCCGGCGAAGUCAACUAAAAUGUCUUCUGAGUCGCUGUGAGGUCCUCAUGCGGGAGAUGGCCAACUUUCUAAUGGAGCGACGGACUGAGCCGCUGCAUGACAGCCUUCUUCAGAUCUUGCAAACUACACAAACGGCGGGAAACACAGUUGUGAGGCUCAGUGAAAAGGGUUUCCUAUGGUGCUUGCUUAAUACCGGAGCAAUCGACGAAGCGCUCUCAAGUGCUUCGAACUCUAUCAACGAUGCCGUUCAGCGCUUCAACAUUGUGGCCCAUCUACGACUCGCCGAUCAGCAAGCACUGAUGGAAGAAGCGCGGGAGAAAGAUGAAUCAGAGCUCGUCAAAUACUUGCACCAUCUUUCCAGAUACGACCACAAGAUUCUAAAAGUACUGAAUGUCCAGGAGGGUCGUCAGCGGCGAAUAGAAGACCUACUUGUCGGUCUUACACAGUACGUAUCCGAACUUGGCGAGGAGCGGAAAUCCCCUUCUGUCCAGGAAAGGUUUAUCAGGAAGGCCUUGGAGACACUGCAAAGACACUCACGACCUCUUAACGGCAGCAAUCUAUGUGCCCCUCCCGUAUGGAACAUCACCAGUCUCGAAAUCAGUUUCGCGAAGAUUGACUGCAUCGGUUGUGGGUCUUUCGGUAGCCUUUAUCGCGGAGAAUGGGAUGGCAGGGAUGUCGCGGUGAAACAGAUGACGUUGCAGAACGCCAAGGAUGAGAAACGUGUCGAGAAGCAGCGCAAGGCUUUCUUGAAGGAAGUCAAUGUCUGGACAAAUCUUUCGCAUCCUAAUAUUUUGCGGUUCUAUGGAGCAUGCAUGAGCGUAGAACAGCCAUUCAUGGUCAGUCAGUAUUGCGAGUUUGGCAAUAUCAAUCAGUACAUCAAGAAGCAUGAGUGUGGGAGAAAAGAGCGAUUGUCGUUGAUCGCGGACAUUGCUUCAGGUAUGGCGUAUCUCCACCGCAAGGACGUUGUGCAUGGUGACCUUAAAGGCGCCAACGUUCUCGUGGGAGACGACCGUCACGCCCUCUUGGCGGAUUUUGGGAUGUCACGGAUUGUAGACGAUGACCCCAAUCGUUCUAUGUCAACCACUUCAAAUUCGCUACAAGGCACAAUACGAUGGAUGGCGCCCGAGCUAUUCGACUCUGAUGCAAACGUCGAGCGACCCAACAAAGCCUGUGAUGUAUAUAGUUUCGGGAUCACUGCUUGGGAGAUAUUCACCGGAAAAGUGCCUUACGCGGACACCCCCGACUUCCAAAUCCCCAACACGGUUCAAAAGAAGAAAAUACGCCCAAAACUGCCCCCGGGGAUCGAAGGCACAACCACUGUCGGAAAACUGAUGGUGGAGUGCUGGGAUGCACGACCAGAUUCAAGGCCGUCGUUUGCCCGAAUCCAGGACGAUCUGAAGAAAGCCCCCGCGGCGCCCGAUUCAUACGGCCAUGAAUUCAGAGCGGUCCCAGCGAGUAAAGCCAGUAGCCCCAGAUUGCCAGAGGUCUUCAUUAGGCCGAAAUCCACAGAGCCUCUCGACCUCCCCACUUCUGACGAUGAGACUCUGAGCAUCACAUCUUCCAUGGCUGAUUCUCUCGACACUGAGAUAGAAGACCUUUUGGCGCUUGCAGACGACGCGGCUCAAGAGAAACGCUAUGCGGACGGCGCAAAGUUCUACGAGGAGGCUUGGAAGGUCAGCCAGCAGCUUGUUGGUCGCGAGCACGUCGAGUCCUUGGACAUCGCCCACCAUCUCGCUGCCAUGUGGGCCACAUUGGAACGCCACGUCGAAGCCGCGGAGAUGUACGAGGAGGUCGUGGCGGGAAGGAGAAAGGCUUUGGGACCAUAUCACGUCGACACCCUCGACAGUAUGCAUUGUCUCGCCACAGAGUACGUCAAGUACAAUCAGAGCGACAAGGCUUUGGAUCUUGUCGCUGAUAUUGUGGAGGGGAGGAAGAGGGUUUUCGGUGGCGAGCACCGCCUCACACUACGGUCUAUGCACAUGCUUGCUUCCGUCAAUGCAGAUCUCGCGCGAUACACCGAGGCCGCAAUACUCUUCGAGGAGGUCGUUCAACUGAGAAAAAGAACCCUUGGGGCCGACCACUUCGAGACUAUGGACAGUACGAAUCACCUGGCGACCGUGUACGCGAAGCUACGCCGCUACAGCGACGCCGCCGAGCUGUACCAGGAAGUACUCUCAGCGAGAGCCACACAUCUUGGCGCACACCAUCCAGCCACGUUACAGACCAAGCAAUAUCUGGCUGCGUUGUUCGCCGGUCGCCUUAAUCGUUAUAUUGAAGCGGCGCGGUUGUACGAGGAGUUAGUGGAAAGGAGGAAGAUAUCUCUUGGUCCCAAACACGCGGAUACUCUACGCACCAUGCACUUCCUGGCAGCCGUGUACGGCAACCAUCUUCAUCGAUAUACGGAUGCAGCAGUGAUCUUCGAGGAGGUCGUGGAAGGGCGGAAGGAGGUUCUCGGUUUGGACAACAUCGAAACUCUCAAGAGUGCUCAUCUACUGGCGGUCAUGUAUACCGACCUUGGUCGACACGAGUCAGCCGUCGACCUGUUCGAGGAUGUCGCAGCCAGGAGGAUCAACAUUCUCGGCCCCCAUAAUCUCACCACACUCUCAAGUCGAGAUCGCCUCGCCCACACACUGUACCAGCUUCGCCGCUAUUUGGAGGCCUCCGCCGUAUGGGCGGGUGUCGUCGAAGCGAGACAGAGAGUCCUAGGUAUUUCGCACGCAGAUACUCUGGAGAGUAUGCUCGACCUUGGAGCAGCUUAUGCUCAUCUGCAUCGUCACGACGACGUUCGAAGGUUGUUAUUGGAGGUGGUGGCGGUGCGAGAGAGUGUCUUGGGUCCCACCCACAGCGACACUGUUGCGAGCAAAGAGAUCUUAGCCCGAGCCUAUGGGCAACAAGGUGAGGUUCGACUUGCGGAGCCUAUGCCCAUCAAGGUGACAGCGCGGUUCAGGAGAAGCCCUGGUUUGGGCAAGGACUUCUUUGGGCCGAGUCCGCCUAUAUCCUAG